Messenger RNA from Closterium sp. Naga37s-1, 8508 nucleotides. The record is from the annotation of a GenBank genome assembly. Lineage: Eukaryota; Viridiplantae; Streptophyta; Zygnematophyceae; Desmidiales; Closteriaceae.
GUGCGAGCUGCAGUGGGAGCUCUUCGAAGGGUCGGUGCGAGCUUGGGAUGGACCGACGACCGAGGCAAUCCGCCGACCGACGUCUUGGACUGCCUUCAAAACGCCUUCAGCUUUCAGUCUGGUAACGUUAUCAACCAGAGGGAGCAUCUGGUUCUUCUGCUAGCCAACACUCAGAUGCGAAUUCGGCCGUUGGAUCCCCUUGAAGCGGAGCCUCUGCUUGACCCGAACGUGAUCACGCUGGUGUGCGACCAGCUGUUGAGCAACUACAAGUCCUGGUGCACAUACGUUGGCAAGAAAACUAGCAUCAUUGACGACUCGGCUCUGGUUGGUCGCAAGAGGACAUCCCCCCCUACGGGCAGCACCGAUAUAGUCUAUUGCUCCCUCUUCCUGCUCAUAUGGGGCGAGGCAGCCAACGUCCGCUUCCUCCCGGAGUGCCUCUGCUACAUUUUCCACCAUCUCGCAACAGAGACGAACGAGCUGAUGACCCAGUCCGCCAGGGCUCUUUCUCGCGACCGCAGCAUUCCCAGCCAGCCGUACGGGUUCCUCAACACCAUCAUUCAGCCGCUCUACAAUGCGAUUAAAGGAGAGGCGGACAGCAAUGUGGGUGGCAAGCUGCCGCACGCCAAGUGGCGCAACUACGACGACUUCAACGAGUUCUUCUGGUCGCCACGCUGCUUCGACCGCCUCUCGUGGCCGCCCAACCAGUCUGCUGUCUUCUUCAUCCCCCCGAACAAGACGGGCCACGAGGGUGGCAAGACGGGCUUUGUGGAGCAGCGCACCAUCCUCAACAUGUUCCGCAGCUUCGACCGCGUCUGGAUUCUCCUCAUCUUCGCCUUCCAGGUGCUUAUCUUGGCAUUUCCUCCGGCCCGCCCAUCCCAUCCUCAUGCAUGUCAUAACCUUACCUUCCGCUUCUCUGCUUCCUUGCUCACCUCCCACCCCCCCUUUUCCCCCUUCUCCCCGCUUCCUCCCCGCCCUUUCCGAUUCACUGUCGGCCGCCCAAUACCUGCUGCUCUACCUGCCCCCCUCUCUGGCAGACAUGGUGAUGGAGUGGCGUCUCAUCCCUCCUUCAACAUCCGCUUCAACAUUGUCCCUCCCCCACCUUCUUCCUCUCCCCUCCAUCACACCCGCAGCUCUGGCGGACAUGGUGAUGGAGUGGCGUCUCAUCCGCCCUUCCAACAUGCGCUUCAACGUCCGCCUGUUGCUGCGCCUCCUCGUUGCCAUCGCUUGGUGCAUCGUCUUCACCACCCUCUACCUACAACCCAAGUCAGAAACCCUCGCUCCCUGCUUUUCUCCCCCCUUGUCCCACCAUUUAUGAGAAUCCCUCUUCUGCUCUCUCUUCUUCCCUCCUCCUCCUCGCGCACCCUCACUCAACCCUCUCCCAGCAUAAUGUGGAAUGCACGCAAGGCAGCCACCUACUGGUCGCCCACAGCCAACACAGCUCUGUUCACGUUCCUCAUAGCAGCGCUCGUCUUCAUGACCCCGCACCUGCUGGGCAUCCUGCUCUUCCUCACGCCUGAAAUCAGCCGCCGCGUGGAGGCCUCCAGCUCCUCCUUCAUCCGCAUGCUCGUCACCUGCCUCGAGGAUGACAACUUUGUGGGAAGGGGAAUGCGUGAAGACACAUGGGAUUCCAUCAAGUACUCCAUCUUCUGGCUCCUCCUCCUCGCUGGGAAGUUCGCCUUCAGCUACUUCCUCUUGAUCCGGCCUAUGGUGGAGCCCACCAAGGCGCUGCUCAACACAACCAUCCACUACACCUGGCCGGAGCUCUACAAAUCAGGCAAUUACGUCGCUGUCUUCUGGCUCUGGGCACCAGUUGGUGUGAUUUACAUCAUGGAUCUUCAGAUAUUCUACGCCAUUUUCUCCUCGGUUGUGGGCUACAUCAUGGGUGUCUUUGCUCAUAUCGGGGAGGUGAGCCACGUGAAGCUGCUCACGCUGCGCUUCCGCUUCCUGCCCCGCGCCAUGCACCUCAACCUGCUGCCGCCCUCCACCAACGCCCAACGCCGCGGUGGCAUGCGCAGCGCCAUGGCGCGCAUGUGGAACCGCAUGGUCAUGACCUACGGGCUCGUCUCGCCAGACACCUGGGCCUACACCACGGCCACUGUCUCCCGCUGGCCCAUUGUGCUGCUGGCCGAUCAGGCCUACACCACGGCCACUGUCUCGCGCUGGCUAAUCGUGCUGCUGGCCGAUCAGGUGGUGAAGGCCACGACCAUCGCUGGCAGGUGGAAGAACUCCUCCUCGUCCCUCUGGCGCCGCCUCUGCUCCUCCGACUUCUGCCGCUGCGCCGUGCUCGAGACCUUCGCCCUCUUCCGCCUUUUGCUCUCCCACCUGCUCAUCGCCGGCACGCCAGAGCACCGCAUGGUGCAGCAGCUGCUGGCGGAGAUCGACGGUGCAGCAAGUGGCGCAGCAGGGGAGGCGCACACAGACAGGGACUUUGUGGACGACUUCAACCUGGGGAAGCUGCCCGCCGUGCAGGCCAAGCUCGUUGCUCUCACAGCGUUCCUUCUUGGGGGCCCUACGGAGGAAGAGCUUCCCAAGGUGAGUCGCCUCUCUAGAGGGUGCAACAAGUGGCGCAGCAGCGGAGGCGCACACGGACAGGAGCUUUGUGGACGACUUCAACCUGGGGAAGCUGCCCGCCGUGCAGGCCAAGCUGGUGGCUCACAGCGUUCCUGCUCGGGGGACCCACCGAGGAAGAACUUCCCAAGCGGUGCAGGCAACUACUCUCUCCUGCUCUCCAAGGGCGUCAUUCCGCGCUCCACCCCCCCCGCCUCGCCGCUCUAUGUGGGCGCCAUCCGCAUGCCCGACCCCUCCGAUCCCACCUACUUCGCCCCGCUGCAGCGCCUGCACUCCCUGCUCACCUGCUCCUCCUCUGUACUUUCAAUCCCACCUCCCACCCCUCCCCCACCCCGCCAGGCCAUCAUGCUGGUUCAGAACCUGCACGAGGUUGCCGUGAGAGAUUUCUGGAGCGCCGGCAACUACUCUCUCCUGCUCUCCAAGGGCGUCAUCCCGCGCUCCACCCCCCCUGCCUCGCCGCUCUACGUGGGCGCCAUCCGCAUGCCCGACCCCUCCGAUCCCACCUACUUCGCCCCGCUGCAGCGCCUGCACUCCCUGCUCACCUGCCAGAACGCCAUGGCUACCAUCCCUGCGAAUCCCGAGGCCAGGAGGAGGGUUACGUUCUUCUGCAACUCGCUGUUCAUGGCCAUGCCGCCCGCGCCGUCGGUGCAGCGCAUGCGGUCGUUCUGUGUGAUGACGCCGUAUUACAACGAGUCGGUGAUGUAUUCGCCGGAUGAGCUGCGGCGGCCCAACGAGGACGGCAUUUCUCUGCUCUACUACCUCCAGAACAUCUUCCCAGCUUCUCUGCUGCCUUCUAUUCCUGCAGACGAGUGGAAGAACCUGGAGGAACGGCUGGGGGUGCGAGGCAGGGAGGUGUGGGAGUUUGACGAUGGGGCUGAGGUGUGCCGAUGGGCCUCCUACCGUGGGCAGACCCUCGCUCGCACUGUGCGCGGCAUCAUGUACUACCACAGGGCACUGGACCUGCUCUCCUACUUCGACACUGACCCAGACGCCCCUCCCUCCCAAGGCCGUGAGCUUCAUUCCAAGCCCCAACCCACCGCCGCCCCUCCCGCCGAAGAAUUGUCCGCUGCCGCCGCCGCCGCUGCCGCCGUCGCCUCCGCCUUUGGUGGCAGCGGGAGGAUGCCAGACGCGGGGUGGGAUUCCCAAGAUUCGGUGGAGCACAUACGGGAGCAGAUCUCGCAGCAUCUCGGGCAGCAGCGCGAGUACGACCCCCAGUUUUCUCUUGCCGACGUGAAGUUCACGUAUGUGGUCACGUGCCAGAUUUACGGCGAGCACAAGCGCAAGAACGACCCGAAGGCGCGGCACGUUUUGGAGCUCAUGCAGGAGAAUCCGGCGCUCAGAAUCGCGUACGUGGACGAGCAGCCGCCCGCCCUGGGAUCGGGCGGCGGGACUCGGUACUACUCCGUCCUGGUGAAGUGGGACCAGUGGAAUCAGCGCGAGGUGGAGAUUUUCCGCGUGCAGUUACCCGGCCCGAUCAAGAUCGGCGAGGGCAAGCCGGAGAACCAGAACCACGCCAUCAUCUUCACGCGCGGGGAGGCGCUGCAGACAAUCGACAUGAACCAGGACAGCUAUCUGGAGGAGGCGCUGAAGAUCCGGAACUUUCUGGAGGAGUUUUCGGAGUCGAGAAGACGGAUUCUGGGGAUGAGGGAGCAUGUGUUCACAGGCAGUGUGUCGUCUCUGGCGGCGUUCAUGUCGGCUCAGGAGACAGCGUUUGUCACCAUUGGGCAGCGCGUGCUGUACAACCCUUUGAAGCAUGUGGUUGCUGACUCGCUGGCACCCCACCCAUACCUUCCUUCUCCGCCUCGCACCCUCUCAUACCCCCUCAUACCCCCGCUUACCCCCCCGUAUUGUCUCACACCCCCUUUCCAGGUGCGAAUGCACUACGGGCAUCCGGACGUGUUUGACCGCGUGUGGUCGCUGGCGCGGGGUGGCAUCAGCAAGGCAUCGCGGGUGAUCAACAUCAGUGAAGACAUCUUUGCAGGCUUCAACACCACUCUGAGGCGUGGGGCGAUCUCGCACCACGAGUACAUUCAGGUUGGAAAGGGCCGUGAUGUGGGUUUGAACCAGAUCUCUCUGUUUGAGGCCAAGGUAGCAAGCGGCAAUGGAGAGCAGCUGCUGUCGAGGGACGUGUACCGGCUGGGCCACGGGCUGGACAUAUUCCGCCUGCUCUCCUUCUACACCACCUCCAUCGGCUUCUUCUUCAGCACUGCCCUCACCGCCAUGGCUGUGUACGCCUUCCUCUGGGGGAGGUGCUAUCUGGUGCUGUCGGGCGUGGAAGAGACGAUUUCGUCGUCGGACAACCAGGCGCUAUCUGCCGCCAUCAACCAGCAGUUCCUCGUACAGAUCGGGCUAUUCACGUCGCUGCCAAUGCUGAUGGAGCUGAUACUGGAGAAGGGCACGGGGGCAGCCAUAUGGGAGUUCCUGCUCAUGCACGUGCAGCUCUGCUUCGCCUUCUUCACCUUCUCCCUUGGCACGCGCGCUCACUACUUCCUGCGCACACUCAUGCAUGGCGGGGCCAAGUACCGGGCAACAGGGCGUGGGUUUGUGGUGAAGCACGAGCCAUUCGCGGAGAACUACCGGCUGUACUCGCGCAGCCACUUCAACAAAGCAGUAGAACUCCUCCUCUGCCUCAUCAUCUACAUGCUCUACUCCUCCCUCCGCGCCUCCACCGCCUACUGGCUGCUCUCCCUCUCCGCCUGGAUCCUCGUGCUCUCCUGGCUGCUCGCGCCCUUCGCCUUCAACCCCCUGGGCUUCGACUGGCUCAAGUGCUGCGAUGACUGGGAGGAGUGGACUGCGUGGUUGUGGACCAAGGGCGGGAAGGGCGUGACGGAGAAGCAGGCGUGGGUGGCGUGGUGGGACGAGGAGAGGGCGCAUUUGAAGACGACGGGGUGGGGGGGGUGGAUUGUGGAGACUCUGCUGGCUCUGAGGUGGUUCUUCGUCCAGUACGCCCUCGUGUACCGGUACGCGCUCGUGUACCGGUACGCGCUCGUGUACCGGUACGCGCUCGUGUACCGGUACGCGCUCGUGUACCGGUACGCGCUCGUGUACCGGUACGCGCUCGUGUACCGGGUGAGUGGAGUGCUGUUGGCUGGUGAUGUUAUCCACUCACUCACCCACUUGUUUUCUCGCCUCCUCCCCUCCUCUCCGCCCAACCUCCCUCCCUCCUCAUCCUCCCCACACCUCUGUGCUUCUUUUCCUUUCACGUCCUCCAAUCCCGGCUCUGAUUUGCAGUUGGACAUGGCGAAUGCGAGCACGAGCAUCCUGGUCUACGUGUACUCAUGGCUCUUCAUCUUCGCUAUGGGGCUCUUCUGGAUCUCCCUCACUCUCUGCGACCUCUACCUCUCCAUACGCGCCCACCGCCUCCACCGCGCCGUCAAAACCACCAUCUGUCUCGUCUUCCUCGCAGCUUUCAUAACCGCACUCUCCUUCACAAAACUCUCCUUUUCAGACGUUUUUCUACUUCCUCUAGUCUUCCUCCCCACGGGAUGGGGGUUCCUGCAGCUGACUCUGGUGGUGGCCGGGGCGUUUCCGGUGGUGGAGACGUGGUGGACGUGGGGCCUUCGCCGCACACUGCUGAGGUUUAGCGUGCUCUCGCACGCUCAGAUUCGCCGCUUGCGUGCGAAACCUCCCAACGACGCCGUUUUCGAACUAGUCGCCGCAGCCGCAUGUGAGGUCGCCCUCCCCAUCUCUCCUUCCCGCCUCCCCUUCCCCCUUCCAGCCUCCCCAUUUCCCCUUCCUUCCUCCCCAUUUCCCCUUCUUGCCUCCCCAAUUCCCCUUCCUGCCUCCCCAUUUCCCCUUUCCGCCUCCCCAUUUCCCCUUCCUGUCUCCCCAUUUCCCCUCCCUGCCUCCCCAUUUCCCCUUUCCGCCUCCCCAAUUCCCCUUCCUGCCUCCCCAUUUCCCCUUCCCGCCUCCCCAUUUCCCCUUCCUGCCUCCCCAUGUCCCUUUCCUCCCUCCCCAUUUCCCCUUCCCGCCUCCUCGUUUCCCCUUCCUGCCUCCCCUUCCUGCCUCUUCAUUUCCCCUUUCCGCCUCCCCAUUUCCCCUUCCUGCCUCCCCAUUUCCCCUUUCCUCCUACCCAUUUCCCCUUCCAUCCUCCCCAUUUCUCCUUACCGCCUCCCCAUUUCCCCUUUCUGCUUCCCCAUUUCCCCUUUCCGCCUCCCCAUUUCCCCUUUUCGCCUCCCCAUUUCCCCUUUUCGCCUCCCCAUUUCCCCUUUUCGCCUCCCCAUUUCCCCUUUCCUCCUACCCAUUUCCCCUUCCAUCCUCCCCAUUUCUCCUUACCGCCUCCCCAUUUCCCCUUUCUGCUUCCCCAUUUCCCCUUUCCGCCUCCCCAUUUCCCCUUUUCGCCUCCCCAUUUCCCCUUUUCGCCUCCCCAUUUCCCCUUCCUGCCUCACCUGGUCCCUUCCUUCCGUCGCCUACCAUCCCAUAGCUUCCCCUUGUGUCCCCUACCCACCCCUUCCCCCUUGCCAUUACCGAACCGGCGCCACUCCGCCGCGAGGAGUGUGGGUGAGGGCAGGAGUGGGGGCCGGCGUAAUAGAGGCGCAGGUUUGGAGUCGUGGCUCCCUGCACGAGGUGGGCCUUCCCGCCCUCCCUGCACGAGCGUACAGCAAGGCAGAGGAGAAAUUCCAAUGUGCAUCGCCAUCACUCACCUCCCCAUCCCUCACCUCCCCAUCCCUCACCUCCCCAUCCCUCACCUCCCCAUCCCUCACCUCCCCAUCCCUCCCCUCCCCAACACCGCAGAAGAGUGUUGGCGUGCGACCCGCAACACCGCUGUCACGGGCUUAUCUUCAAGCUGAGUCGGGGGCGCAGCGACAUCUUGAGAGCCACCAACUCCGCCUCACCCCAUACCGCCUCAUCCCCUUCCGCCUCAUCCCCUUCCGCCUCAUCCCCUUCCGCCUCAUCCCAUUCCGCCUCAUCCCAUACCGCCUCACCCCAUACCGCCUCACCCCAUACCGCCUCACCCCAUUCUACCUCACCCCAUCCCCGCCUCCCCAUCCCUUCCCUCCCCAUCCCUCAACUCCCCAUCCCCGCCUCCCCAUCUCUUCCCACCCAUCCCUCUCCUCCCCAUCCCGCACCUCCCCAUCCUUCAUCUCCCCAUUCCGCCUCACCCCAUCCCAACCUCCCCAUCCCGCAUCUCCCCAUCCCUCACCUCCCCAUCCCGCAUCUCCCCAUCCCUCACCUCCCAGUCUCUCAUCUUACCGUCCCUCUUCUCCCCAUCCCUCACCUCCUCAUCCCUCACAUCCCCAUCCCUCCUCUCCCCAUCCCUUGCCUCCCCAUCCCUUACCUCCCCAUCCCCUCCCUCUCCAUCCCUCAUCUCCCCAUCCCUCUCCUCCCAGUCUCUCAUAUUACCAUCACUCUUCUCCCCAUCCCUCAUCCCCCCAUCCCUCACCUCCCCAUCCCUCACCUCCCCAUCCCUCCUCUCCCCGUCCCUCCACACCCCAUCUCUUCCACACCCCAUCUCCUCCUCACCCCAUCUCCUCCACACCCCAUUUCCUCCUCACCCCAUCUCCUCCUCACACCAUCUCCUCCUCACCCCAUUCCGCCCCACCCCAUUCCGCCCCACCCCAUUCUGCCCCACCCCAUUCUGCCUCACCUCAUUCCGCCCCACCCCAUCCCACAACCUCCCCGUCACCUCCACCCCGUCCUCUCUCCUCUCUGCUUCUUCUCCUCCUUUUCACAUCCUCUUCAUUCCUCUUCCCCCGUCACCGCGUCCCCUCCUCUCCCCAUCCCCUCCUCUCGCCGUCCCAUCUUCUCCCCACCACCUCCCGUCCUCUCCCCAUCCCCUCCUCUUCCAAACCCAUCCCUCCUCACCACAUCCCUCCUCUUUCCAUCCAUCCUCUCCCCAUCUCUCCUCUCCCCAUCCGUCCUUUCCCCGUCCGCUCCUCUCCAACGCCUCUCCAGGUGUCUCCCACACCACUCUCGGCCCUGUGGAAGGGCAUGGUGUAA